AUGCCACUCCUGGAAGCAGUCAUCUUCAUCUCCCUCUGGGCUUAUGGCCUUGGGCAGUUAAAGUUGGAGCAACCUGAAAUAUCAAUUUCCAGGGAAAGGGAUGAGAAUGUCCAUAUACCUUGUAAGGUGUCCUCUAACUCCUUUAUUAGCGAUUACAUUUACUGGUACCAGCAGAAACCAGAUCAGAGUAUAGAAUAUUUAAUACAGGUUGCCUCCACAGACACUGUUAUUGGGAAGAACAACAAACUUAUGGCAAGUAAAUAUUCUCAAACUUCCACUUCCACCUUGACAAUAAAUUUCUUAGAGAAAGAAGAUGAGGCCGUGUACUUCUGUGCCUGCUGGACUGAAGGGACUCAACUCAUAGUAAUUCCCAGUGAUAGAAGCUAUGGUCCAGAGUUCUACCCCAAGCCCACUAUUUUUCGUCCUUCAGUUGCUGAAAUAAACCUUCAUAAGGCUGGAACACAUCUUUGUCUUCUUGAGAAAUUUUUCCCUGAUGUUAUCAAGGUGUACUGGAAGGAGAAAAACGGCAAUACAAUUCUGGAAUCUCAGCAGGGGAAUACCACGAAGACUGGCGACACAUACAUGAAAUUCAGCUGGCUGACCGUGAGUGAAGAGUCAAUGAAUAAAGAACACAGAUGUAUCGUCAAACAUGAGCAUAAUAAAGUGGAUCAAGAGAUUCUUUUUCCAGCAAUAAAGAAAGAGGCUGCUAUUAAUCAUACAAUAGAAGUUUAUCUGGAAGACAAAAGUGAUGUAUUUCAGCUGCAGCUCAUCAAUGCCUCUGCCUAUUACACCUACCUCCUCCUCCUCCUCAAGAGCCUGGUCUACUUUGCCGUCAUUUCCUUCUGCCUGGUUAGGAGAACAGCAGUCUGUGACCAUGGAAAGAGUUCAUAAAAGAUGAUGGCACAAA
This is a messenger RNA of Eptesicus fuscus (big brown bat), 907 nucleotides long. RefSeq names its product T-cell receptor gamma chain C region DFL12. The coding region runs from base 1 to 891 and encodes 296 amino acids. The transcript has 6 exons. The record is from RefSeq and is a predicted model, not a curated record. NCBI's taxonomy places the organism in Eukaryota, Metazoa, Chordata, Mammalia, Chiroptera, Vespertilionidae.